AUGGAGCACGAUUAUUGUAGAUUUGUGAAAAAGUGUCAUAAAUAUGAAGUACAUCGUGAUUUGAUCCGAGUACCCCCUCACAAACUUAAUGCUAUAGGAUCGCCUUGGCCAUUCGUGGCCCAGGGCAUAGAUGUCAUUGGCUCAAUUGAGCCACUCGCCUCUAAUGGACAUAGAUUCAUUUUGGUUGCCAUUGAUUACUUCACAAAGUGGGUGGAGGCAACUUCUUGUAAAUCGGUGACGGAGAAGGUAGGAGCUGAUUUUGUUCGUAACAACUUGAUAUGUCAAUUUGGACUACUUGAUUCCAUUAUUACAAACAAUGGUGCAAACCUCAACAGUCAUUUGAUGAAGGAGAUAUGUGAGCAAUUCAAUAUUACUCACCAAAAUUUGAAUACUUAUCAUCCUCAAAUGAAAGAAGCCGUAGAAGCUGCCAAUAAGAACAUCAAAAAGAUCUUGAAAAAGAUUAUAAUCACAAGGAUCAUUCAAGAAACUGAACUGAGAAAUGUUGAUUGGGUUCGUAAUCGGAUUGAACACUUAGCCUUAAUUGAUUUAAAGAGGAUGACCGUUGUUUGUCAUGGCCAAUUAUAUCAACAGAGAAUGAUUCGUUCUUUCAAUAAAAAAGUGAGAUCUCGAACAUUUGAAGAAGGACAAUUGGUCCUCAAACGCAUCUUCCCCCAUAAAGAUGAGUAUAAAGGGAAAUUUGCACCAAAUUCACUAGGACCAUACAUGGUUCGUAAAGUGUUAACUGGAGGUGCCUUGAUCCUGCCAGAAAUGGAUGGCCAGGAGUGGCCAAAACCAAUCAACACAGGUUCUCUAAAGAUAUACUACGUCUCUAUGUUUGGAGAUUAG
This is a messenger RNA of Solanum verrucosum, 846 nucleotides long. RefSeq lists its product as uncharacterized. The transcript has 2 exons. Gene Ontology annotation, molecular function: nucleic acid binding. Bases 1 to 846 code for a protein of 281 amino acids. The record is from RefSeq and is a predicted model, not a curated record. Gene Ontology annotation, biological process: DNA integration. NCBI's taxonomy places the organism in Eukaryota, Viridiplantae, Streptophyta, Magnoliopsida, Solanales, Solanaceae.